AUGCCCGAGCCACAGAUCAUUCGUUGGGGCAUCAUUGCCACUGGAGGCAUCGCAAAAGCAUUCGGAAAGGAUGUUUCGGUCGACCCCGCCACACGCAAUGUGAAGGAUAUUCGUCAUGAACUGGUUGCUGCCGCAUCUUCGUCGUCCAAAUCGAGGGCGGAAUCAUUUCUAAGAGAAUGUGGUGCGCCAGAGCACGCAACCGCCUACUCGUCUUAUUCAGAGCUCGCUCAGGAUCCCAGGGUCGAUGUAAUCUACAUCGCGACGCCCCAUUCGCACCACUACCAGAACGCCAUGAUGUGUUUGGAGGCCGGAAAGAAUGUCCUCUGUGAGAAGGCGUUCACAGUCAACGCCAAGCAAGCUCGAGCUUUGGCCGCAAAGGCUAAGGAGAAGAACCUCCUCCUGAUGGAAGGGAUGUGGACGCGGUACUUCCCUUUGUCCAUCUACGUUCGCGAGUUGGUCACUUCGGGCCGACUUGGACCAGUUGAACGCGUCUUGGCCAAACACAGCCUACCAUAA
Messenger RNA from Colletotrichum aenigma, 516 nucleotides. Its product is annotated as D-xylose 1-dehydrogenase. The transcript is spliced from 2 exons. The record is from RefSeq and is a predicted model, not a curated record. Gene Ontology annotation, molecular function: nucleotide binding. Bases 1 to 516 code for a protein of 171 amino acids. NCBI's taxonomy places the organism in Eukaryota, Fungi, Ascomycota, Sordariomycetes, Glomerellales, Glomerellaceae.